AUGUUUCUAUUCGGUGUCUGCGACACGCAGAUUGAAGACGACAAAGGCGUAGCUUCGACAAUGCGGCGCAACUUCACCUUCGCAUGUCAACGGCCUGUCAAUGACCUCAGUGCCUUUCAGCAAGAGCCAAUGCUCGCUCAGUCUGUCCUCACCAUGACGCCGCAGCCACCGAAGCACUCGGCAUACGUUGCGGUCCAAGCGAGCAGCAUCGAUACCCUUCCCGCAGAGAUCCUUGCGGAUGUCUUCGCAUUAUGUAUCGCCGAUCUUCCGACUGACCACAAUUUCCUCGAUACCAGUCUCUGCCCCUGGACGCUUGGUCAGGUCUGUCACCGCUGGCGCGUUAUCGUCGCUCGCCAUUCGUCCCACCUUUGGAGGAUUCUCCGUGUCCGCCUUCGAUGCGCUCGUUUCGACUCCCCGUUUGUCGCCUGGCAACACCAGCUCUUCCGAAAGGCGCUGUCCCACAGUCACGACCAUCCUCUCGACCUCGAUCUGGACGCUACGACCUGCCAUGCCCAGGUAUACGCUAAUGCGUUGCAAGCUUUGCAAGCCCAGGCGCCCCGGUGGCGGAAUAUCACUAUCGUCCUACCCCGAUGGUGCGGCUCGUGGCACGUAGUCCAUGGCAACUUUCCCCAGUUGGAGUUCUUUGGCAUAGAAGGAUCGAGGGACGUAUUGACACACGGCGACGGUUGCAUCAAUCUGUGCAACGCCCCAAAACUGAGGGGGUUGCGUAUAGGGCGGCUACCGUCGGAUCUGAGCAUCUGCGUGCCGUGGCAGCAGCUGAAGGUCUUGCACGAUGCCGACGCCUAUGCUUCGUAUGGCACGCUUCUGCAGCAACUUUCUCAUUGUCGCAACCUGGAGGAGUUCAAAUUCUACACGGAGUACUCCAUACUGGAUCAGCCCGGGGACGAGCUGCCAACGGAGAAGAUUACUCUUUGCCACCUUCGGAGCCUCGAAAUAGUCACGGCGCCAGCCGACGAGUACCCCUGUGGCCUCUUGCACUCCUUGACCACACCAUCCCUCAAGGAACUGUCCACGACCAUAUCCGACCAGGAACAGCUUCUUGAGUUCACCAUCUUCUCCAGCGCCCUCCUCUGGCGUUCCAGCGCGCCGCUGACCAAGCUCGUCCUCAACGCAGAGGGCUACGUGGAGAUCAACGAUGCUUUCGGCCUUCUGUUCAAGUUCGCGCCCCAUCUAACGACCCUCGACAUCACGGGGGACUUCGUGAGGUGUUUCUUCGACUUGCUCUUGGAGCGGGAGGAAGGGGACGACCGCAAGUUCAAGUACAUACCGCAUCUUACGGACCUCAAGCUUCACGCUACGGACGCCAGCGAUGUUCGGGGCAUGCGGCAGGUCUUGAAGACCAGAUUCCUGCAGUCGGGCGAGGGGGCGCACGAACCAGCGUGUUGCCGAAGGAUGGAGGUUUGGAUGGUCGCUGUCACGACAGACUGUGCUAUCAGUAAUGACCGGGAAUAUCUUGUCCUCUCUUGUGAAGUUGGGGGAACGUGUUGAAUGUGGAAUGAAUCAACCGUUACAUUACUUAUCAUAGACCUAAUUACUGCAUCGUACACUUACAGUACUACCGAAGAUAAUCCAGUAGACUACC
Schizophyllum commune H4-8 is the source of this 1603-nucleotide messenger RNA. RefSeq lists its product as uncharacterized. Lineage: Eukaryota; Fungi; Basidiomycota; Agaricomycetes; Agaricales; Schizophyllaceae. The transcript has a single exon. The coding region runs from base 1 to 1509 and encodes 502 amino acids. The record is from RefSeq and is a predicted model, not a curated record.